GGAGUUCAGAAGAGGGGGCUGGAUCCCUUGGAGCUGGAAUUACAGGUGGUGAGCUGCCAGACAUGAGUGCUGGGAAUGGAACUUGGAUCUCCUGAAAGAGUAGUAUGUGCUCUUAACAGAUUAGUCAUAUCUUUACUACCCCAUCCCCUUUUUAUUUUUGAGACAGGGUCUUGAUAAGUUGAAAGCCUGGCCUUGAACUUAGCUUGUAGUCCAGGUAGGCCUUGAAUUUGUAAUCCUCCUGUCUCACCUUCCUGAGCAGCUAGGAUUAUAGGACUGUGUUGCUAGGCUUGGCUUGGACUCUGGAACUGUUCAACAACAAGGGGAGGAGACCAAGGUGAGUCACUGGCACAGAUGCAGGCUAAUUCAGCCGAGGAGACUAACUGGGUCUUAGAACAUUCCCCAGCCUUCUUCACCAUCUCACCGGGAUUUCAGCAUCUAACAAGGAAGAGGGAAGCCAUGAACACCGGGCAGGAGGCCAAGAGAAAUGAGGGAGACUACAGGAGGAGAGGACAGGAAGCCUUGCUUCAGGACCGAGCCCACCUGAGCCAGCAGCGCCGGCUCAAACAGGCCACUCAGUUCUUACACAAGGACUCUGCUGACCUGCUGCCCCUGGACAGCCUCAAGAGGCUUGGCACCUCCAAGGACCUGCAGCCACACAGUGUGAUCCAAAGACGCCUGGUGGAGGGAAACCAGAGCCAGCUUCAGGGGGAGACUCCUCUAGUGCAGGCCCUGAUCCAUGGCCAUGACAGAAGGACAACCAGUGGGACACAGGUUCCAGCUCUUCUUAUCAACUGCAAGUGCCAGGACCAGCUGCUUCGAGUGGCCGUGGACACAGGUACCCAGGACAAUCAGAUAUCAGCGGCAUGUCUCAGGCGCCUGGGGUUAGGGAAAAAGGUCCCCAAAGCUCCAGGUGGGGACCUGGCACCUGGGCCCCUAAGUCAAGUGGAACAGCUGGAGCUAGAGCUGGGGCAGGAGACUGUGGCAUGCUCAGCUCAAGUGGUGGAUGUGGAGAGCCCUGAAUUGUGCCUGGGACUGCAGACUCUGCGCUCCCUCAAGUGCUGCAUUGACCUGGACCGUGGAGUGCUGCGGCUGAAAGCCCCCUUCUCGGAGCUGCCCUUCCUACCUCCAUUCCAAGAGCCUGACCAGUAACCACUAUCUCAGCCUGUCCCUAGGGUGACACAUUGCCUUAGGGGAAGAGCGGUGUGGAGACUACUGUGUCAGUCUCAUUUCUCACCACCCUGACCCCACAGUCAACCACCUCCUUCUCUGCUUCUUAUUAACUGUCCUAUGCUCCAGGAAUUUCUACUAAGGGUGUCCAUGAUUCUGGGGUCUCCAUUCUCUCUCAUCCCCUAUCAAGAACACAGCUAAGCCAGAGCUGCACAAAGGGAUCUACAAAGAAUGGGCUCCAGCUUUUACCCUGGCUGUGGAGUCAAAGGCUGCAGUCACCUGCUGCCCUCACCUUCCCAAAGCCCACCCCAAGCUCUCCUCCACUGCCCUUUCCUCUAUGUCUCCCACUAGACUGCCACACCCCACUAGUCUGGGUUCCUGGACCCUCCUAAUCCUGUACCCAUCUGCUUAUAGCUGAGUCUGGGAUGACAUGCAAACGGGAUAAUGUAAUUCAGCAAAGAGGAGGGCUUAGCACAGAAAUGUCCAGUCCCUGGACUGAGGGCUUUCAGUGGCUACCCUUUCUGGGCUGCAAAUGUCUGAGUCAGUUACUGAUGGGUAACCAGGCCGAACCUUGGCUCUAUCUCUGACACCUUUGGAUCUGUCCUUCUCCACCUGCUUUUGCACUGUUGAGCCUCUCAGUUUUAGGGGAGUAUAAAGGAGCCCCAUGGAAAACUGCCCCUAGAAGAGGCUCACAAUGAUGAGGCUGUCAAUCUGCAGACAUGCACCAUCCAGUGUUUCUUACUUCUAGAACUAUCCACCUCCUUAGGCCUCCUUUCUACCCUCAUCUUUGGUCUUCUGAACUUGAGCAUGCUUUGUGCUGGAACCAUGGCUUUCUAUCUCUCAGCUGGGCUCAGAGUUCAGGUUCACUGACUUGCUUGUGAAGAGAAGCAGGCUAGACUCCAAAUGUCUUUCUGGCUGAUCUGACUCUCAAAUCAUGGCUAGGGAUAGAGACAAUGAUCCAACUAACCCAAACCAGGGAACCGGGACCUUUAGGUGGAAGUAAAAUAUGAAUCCUAGAAAGGACUAAGGAGGAACCAGAAUGCAAGCUCAGCUUCUUCGCCUCUCUCAAAGGUAGAGGAGGGGGCUCCUUAGCACAUCUGUCAAUUCCGAAAAAAUUGCCCUCCCUCAUCACCUUGCUUUGAGACCUCUGGUCCUUCUCCACUCUGUCUCCUGCUGAUAAUAUAAUGGCAGACCUGUCCCAGGGCAGGCCCUCAGCCUGCUUUUCCAUUUGAAUAAACACUUCUUUCUUUAA
This is a messenger RNA of Nannospalax galili (Upper Galilee mountains blind mole rat), 2419 nucleotides long. RefSeq names its product nuclear receptor interacting protein 2 (gene Nrip2). The record is from RefSeq and is a predicted model, not a curated record. NCBI's taxonomy places the organism in Eukaryota, Metazoa, Chordata, Mammalia, Rodentia, Spalacidae. The transcript is spliced from 7 exons. Gene Ontology annotation, molecular function: aspartic-type endopeptidase activity. The coding region runs from base 352 to 1149 and encodes 265 amino acids. Gene Ontology annotation, biological process: proteolysis.